AAAUCCCGCAUCGCGCCGUGCAUGUUUUCUUCAGACUGAAGGUGUUCGUGAAGGCAUCGUCGACUCGGCAGCUUUUGGCUCGUCAUUUUUGUCUCAAGAACUCACAGGCAGGCAAAGAUCUGCGUCCCUGCUCUCACGCGGUCAUCAGAACACUCAGUCCGCGCGUGUGUGUGUAUGUGUGUUGCAGGCGCUCUUUCGUCAGCCCCCAUCGUUGCUCGCCCGAAACAUGGCCACUCUGGUCAAUAGCGGAGGCGGCACAACCAGGCACGCAGAGCGAUAGAGCAGACACGUGAGCUGUGAUGGCCCUGUAUUAUGCAGCAAUGACGCCGCGACUAAGGAGGAGUUUGUGAGCCUCUUCGACCGCCUCAAGGUGUCACCAUCAGCACAUGCACAUGUUGGCUGUCCGAAUGUACCCGUGCGGAUCUGUAUGAUUGUGUCAGAGUGAUCUUCUAUCGGAUCUGUCCUGCCUGCCCAUCGCACAAGACGUCAAGCAGGAGCUGGAAAAAUACUAUGAGAGGGCACUCACGUGAGACAAAUGCUCCCCGUGCGUGCAGAUAAGUGUGUGUGUGUCUGGUGUUUGUGCAGAUACAACGUCCUGGGAGGCAAGAUGACUAGAGGGCUGACCGUCAUCAAGGCAAGCUGGGCGCCAAUGGACUGACUCACAUAUACACAUCUGUUUUGCUUCUCUCUCUGUGGCCGUCAAUCAGUCUGCGGAGUGUUCGCUGAGUCGCCUCUUGACGGCCUCGGAGCGGCAUGACGCGAUGGUGCUCGGAUGGGGAAUCGAAAUCAUGCAGGUGAUUGCGUGGAUUGACUAAAACAGGCCGACAUGUAGUUCUGUGUCGCUUGUGCACCAACCAGGCGUUCUUCCUGACGGCGGACGAUGUGAUGGAUCAGAGCCACACCAGGAGGGGAGCACCAUGCUGGUGAGCAAAUGGGAUGCGAUGGAUGCAUGGGUGUCGCGUCAUGUUAUGUGCAUCUUUGGGUGCAGGUUCCGUGUGCCUGAUGUGACGGCCGCCAACGCCAUCAACGAUUCUCUCGCCAUGGAGGCCUUCAUCUACAGGUGCAACCACACACACUCACGUGCGGAUACACACCCAGGUGGAUUGCCCUUCGCGGCUGGUUUGGCUCUUAGGCUGCUGCGGAAGUACUUCUCGUCGAGCCCCAAGUACGUCAAGUAUGUGGAUCUCUUCCUCUCGAUGACCUACAAGACCAUCGUCGGCCAACACCUCGAUACCAACGCGCAGCAAAGGAGAGAGGGAGAGGUACGUAUGGGAUCUACCCGCACACAGAGACGGGAAAACGUGUGUGCAUUGUCCGUGUGCAGCUGUGUUUGGAUCAGUCUCGGUUCACGAUGGACCGCUAUGUGGCGAUUGUGAGGCACAAGACGGCCUACUACAGCUUCUACAUGCCCUGCGCACUCGGUAUGCCUACACGCACGGAUGGGCCCUCUCUCUAAAAACCCGCUUCAUUGCGUGUGUGCGCGGCUGGUAGGGAUGAUCGUGGGCGGCAUUGAGGAUGAUGCGGCCUUCCAAAAGACGGAAGACAUCUGCAUGGAGCUGGGCCAGUACUUCCAGGUGGGUGAACUGUCUACAUCUGUGCAGGCAUGCGUGUGGGUGGUGCAUUGACGCGCAACACACUUGUGGCUGAAGUGCGUACACGCAACACAUUGGUGGUUGAUGCAGAUCCAGGAUGACUUCCUCGACUGCUAUGGCGACCCCGAGGUGAUUGGCAAGGUCGGCACCGACAUCCAGGAGAACAAGUGCUCAUGGCUCGUAUGCCAGGUAACUCUCGCACCGAGAAGAGCUGGUUGGUUUGCCUGCACACUUGCUUCUCGCAUACAGGCUCUGCAGCGUGCCGACGAGUCCCAGCGGCAGAUACUCAUCGAAAACUACGGCAGGUGGGCGACAGGACAUCCACCGAUCUCGAUACACACGUGUCGGGUGCAUGUGUCCCAUCUACCUGUGUUGUGUGUGCAGGGAUGACCUGUCUGCCGUUGCCAAGAUCAAGACCCUCUACAAGACGCUCAAGCUAGAGGUACGCGCGCGACACAUGACACACGCAGCGGAUGACUCGAUGUGUCUGUCGUCCAGGAUGUGUACGCCGCAUACGAGGAAGAGGCCAAGGUGAAAAUCGACAAGUGAGCGGAACGCGGAAGCGGCACAAUGCGCGUCGCAUGUAUGCCUUUGUCUGCGUGCGUGCAGUCUGAUCGCGUCUGUCGAGUCGGCCAGUCUGCAGUCCCUGUUCAAGUUCCUGCUGAGCAAGAUCUACAAGCGCAACAAAUAACCAGCACCUCUCAAUUUUUUGUGUUUGCGUGCGGCCGCGUGCCUGACAGUUUUGCACCUCCUGGCUGGGCUGUACAUGUUGUGCAUGUGUGUGUGUCUGUGUUUGUAUUUAUGUAAGCAACAAGCCAAUGAAGGUCAAUGUGGGCCUUCGGCAGCUGUGACCGUAGGCGGUGACAUGACCGUCGGUCUGAACGUAGGUGGUCACGUGUUCACCAUGCAGUGCUCUGAACGAGACAUGUCUACAGUCCGGACCGCGUAAGUGGGUCACCGUAUAAGCGGGUCAGUUGCGUAUGUGGG
Vitrella brassicaformis is the source of this 2579-nucleotide messenger RNA. NCBI's taxonomy places the organism in Eukaryota, Vitrellaceae. The record is from the annotation of a GenBank genome assembly.